This is a messenger RNA of Anopheles coustani, 403 nucleotides long. RefSeq lists its product as uncharacterized. The coding region runs from base 29 to 403 and encodes 124 amino acids. The transcript has 2 exons. Lineage: Eukaryota; Metazoa; Arthropoda; Insecta; Diptera; Culicidae. The record is from RefSeq and is a predicted model, not a curated record.
CUUCACAGGCCAGUUUAUCCCAUCGAAGAUGAAUUCGUUUUCGGAAAACCAACCACCGAAUCAGGCUGCAUCGCCGUACGUGGAGCAAUUACUGGCGACAGGAAUCAGUGCCAUUUUUUUUCUGAGGCAGACACUGAACGAGCUAAUGCAACAGAACUACAUUCCUCUAAACCAUGUUUUGGAAGAUUUUUUAAGAUCUAGCGUGAAGGCCAUAGAUGAUAUGUAUGUCAAACUUCGCUAUGAAGCUGAGUGCUAUCGUGACAUCCCGCAGUGUCUACAAGUGGCCUUAGCCACAGAACAGUAUUGGAUCAUACCAAAGAAUUUGAUGGAAAUAAUUUUAACAAAUUAUCACAACAUGUUGGAAAUCGACGGCGAGGGAAUAUAUUAUCAUGAUUUUCAGUAA